This is a messenger RNA of Acanthaster planci (crown-of-thorns starfish), 16803 nucleotides long. RefSeq lists its product as uncharacterized. Gene Ontology annotation, cellular component: nucleus; cytoplasm. Gene Ontology annotation, biological process: regulation of RNA splicing. The record is from RefSeq and is a predicted model, not a curated record. Lineage: Eukaryota; Metazoa; Echinodermata; Asteroidea; Valvatida; Acanthasteridae.
UCUGGUCCCAAGAUGAGCGGUGAUGCAAGCAUAGAUGGAGGAGUAAGGGCACCUGACACUUCACUGAGGGUUGGAGGAGAUGUCAAAGCUCCCAGCUUUGGUGGUGGCAUCAGUGGAGGUAUUGGUGGAAGUGGUGGACUUGGCAUCAAGGGAGGAUUUUCAGGACCUGAUGUCGAUGUUUCUGGCCCCAAGAUUGAUCGUGAUGCAAGCGUAGGUGGAGGAGUAAAGGUACCAGAUGCCUCAUUGGGGGUUGGCGGAGAUGUCAAAGCUCCCAGCUUUGGUGGUGACAUUGGUGGUGGUGUUGGUGGAAGUGGUGGACUUGGCAUCAAGGGAGAAUUUUCAGGACCUGAUGUCGAUGUUUCUGGUCCCAAGAUUGAUCGUGAUGCAAGCAUAGCUGGAGGAGUAAAGGUACCAGAUGCCUCAUUGGAGGUUGGAGGAGAUGUCAAAGCUCCCAGCUUUGGUGGUGGCAUCAGUGGAGGUAUUGGUGGAAGUGGUGGACUUGGCAUCAAGGGAGGAAUUCCAGAACCUGAUGCCAAUGUUUCUGGUCCCAAGAUUGGCGGUGGUGUAAACAUUGGUGGAGAAGUAAAUGUACCAGAUGUCUCACUGGGUGCUGAAGGAGGUGUCAAGGCUUCUGGUAUUGAUGUUGGUGAGAUUUCUGGAACUGACGUUGAUGAUUCAGCUUUGUCAGGUGGUAUUGGCAUUACAGCAGAUGUGCCAGGUGGCAAGCCUGAUCUUAGUGGCAAAAAGGAUAAGGGAGGCUUCCACUUCAGACUUCCAAAGUUCAGAUUCCCUUCAUUCGGGUCAGGUGAUGCCAAAGCAAAAGGCAAAGUUUCUGUUAAAAGACCAGAGGGAAGACUGAGCACAGCUUCUGACUUUGACGUUGUUGGAGAUGCAGAUGUUGAGGCUCCAAAGCUUUCUGGUGAAGCUGAAGUUAAAGGGGCCGAUUUGGAUGUAAAAAAGUCUGUUGAUAUCGAUAUCAAGGCAAAGGGGCCUAGUGUGGAUAGUGAUGUUCAUGGGCCAUCUGGUUCCCUUGAUAUGGAUGCCCCCAAAGUUGAUCUUGAUGUGUCUGGCCAUAGCGAUGCCCAUGGUUCUGGCAAAGGGAAAUUCAAAUUGCCAUCUUUUGGUCUUCCAACUUUCAAAGGAAAAGGUUCCGGCAAAGCAUCAGCUGCUGGUGGUGGAGAAUUUGACAUGCCAGAUGUAGAUGUUGAAGGAGGUGUUGGUGGAGGUGUAAAUGCCACACUAGAUGUUGGAAGUGCUGAUGGGCCUGAUGUUGGGGCAAAGUUUAAAGGUCCUGAGGGAUCCGUUGAUGUCAAAGGUGGUGCAGAUGCUGAGCUGAAACUACCAAAAGGAUCAGGCGGUUUGUCUGGUUCACUGGACGUAGAUUCACCAGAGUAUGAUGGAAAAGCAAAAGGAAAAAAGAAGGGGUUCCACAUUGGUUUGCCAUCAUUCGGCAUGGGAGAAAAGGCAAGGGCUGAUGGUCCAGACGUGGAUAUGGAAGUCAACGCAGGUACCGAUAUAAAGACACCAGAUGCAGAUGUUGAUGUGAAUGUUGGAGUACCAGGUUCAAGUGUAUCUGGAGGGUUUGGAAUUGAUGCAGAUAUCAAUUUACCCAAAGGGGACAUUGGAGCAGGAUUUGGAGGUGCUGUUGGAGGACCAUCACUAUCAGGUGGCAUUUCUGCUCCAGAUGCUGAAGCAGAUGUAAGGCUACCAAAGGGCAAAGUGUCAGUUGAUGGCCCUGAUCUGGAUGGAUCACUUGCUAUUGGCGGAAAUGUGAAAGGACCAGAGGGAUCAGUUGGGGUUAAAGGUCCAACUAUUGAUUUAGAAGGACCUCAUGUUGGUGGUGUAAAGAAAUCUGUUGAUGUUGAUAUUAAGACCUCAAAGCCUAAUGCAUCUGUUGACAUAGACGUUCCAAGUGGUGAAUUGGCAGCUGGAGGAGGGGUGUCUGGUUCUCUUGAUGUGGAUACACCUGGGGCAGACCUCAGCUUAGAUGGAAAGGUAUCUGGAAAAGGUAAAAAGUUCCGACUUCCUAGUUUCAACCUCCCAAGCUUUUCAAAGUUUAAGGGCAAGGGCAAAGGUGACAUUGAUGUGCCAGACGUGGAUUUGGAAGUUGAAGGUGGCACAGACGUAAAUCUGCCUGAAGGUGAAGCCUCAGUUGGUGGAGAUGUUCGAGGAAGAGUUGAUUUGGAUGCUCCUGGAGUAAAAGGGGAUCUUAAAGUAGAUACACCAGGCACAGAUGCAGAUUUGUCUCUUGAUGGCAAAGGUUCAAAGAAAAAAGCGGGGUUUGGAUUUCAUUUACCAUCAUUCAAUUUUGGAUUUUCUGGCCCCAAGCACAAGCAUGGCAAAGUAUCCGGAGCCAUCCCAGAUACUGAGGUAAAGGGUGAUACACAUGUUGACGUUGGAGGUGGAGUUGCUGGUGAUAUUAAAGGCCCCUCGCUUGAUGGAAAGGGAAAUCUGGAUGUUAGUGGAGAGUUGGACAUUGGAGGAGAUGUGAAUGGUCCAAAAGUAUCAGGCCCUGAUUUUGACUUGCAUGUAGGUGGAGGUGCUGCAGGAAAAGUGGAGCUGCCUGAAGGAGAUGCCUCACUUUCUGUCCAGGGACCAAAGAUUAAAGGUGGCUUGGAUGUUGAUGUCGAUGGCAAAGCAUCUAAACCAAAUGUUGACUUGUCAGGAAAGGCACCACAUGUAUCCAUUCAAAAUGGUGUUGAAACACCUGAUGCAGAAGUUGAUUUGGCUCUUGAUGGGAAAAAAAGCCACAAAAAGAAGAAAGGUGGAGGAUUUCACUUGCCAUCAUUUGGUUUUGGCUUUAAAGGAAAAGGAGAUGGAAGCAGCUCUAGUGAUUCAGAGUCUGAUGAUGGCAAAGGUAGGAUUGGCCUAGGAGGUGGCAUCAAAGGCCCCAAAGUUAAAGGUGGUGUUGGUGGGCAAUUAAAAGGCCCCCAAAUAUCUGGUGACAUAGAGGCUCCAGAUGCUGAUGUGACCGGUGGAGCUGGCAUUGGUAUUGAUUUAGCAGGCGGCAUUGAUCUCCCCAAAGGAGAUGUAGAUGUGGAUGUCAACCUACCGCAGGGUGGUAUCAAGGGCCCAGAAGUGGGAGAUGCAAGUGUGAAAUUGAAUGGCCCAGAAAUUUCUGGAGACAUAGAAGGCCCAGAUGCUGAUGUAAGGGGCAUUGGUGGCUUUGGUAUUGGGAUGUCUGGUGGCAUUGAUAUCCCCAAAGGUGAUGUGGAUGUAAACUUACCUAAGGGCUCUGUUGGCAUCAAGGGUCCUGACCUUGGUGGGGUUACCGAAUCCCUGGAUGUUGAUGUUAAAACCACAAAACCAGAUGCAGGUGUUUCUGUUGAGAUUCCAAGUGGCAAGGCUGGAAUAGAUACCGAUGUUGACAUGGAUGCAUAUGUGGAUGGAGACGUUGACCUAAGAGGCAAUAUUGGUGGAUCUGGGAAGAAAAAGGGCCGAUUCCACAUGCCCUCAAUUAACAUGCCCUCCAUACACUUACCCAAGGGUAAAGGCAAAGGACAUGGAGAUGUUGACAUAGAUGGAGAACUCAAGAUCGAAGGGGAGGUGAAAGGUCCAAAGGCAUCUGGCCCUGAUGUUGACUUGAAUGUUGGUAGAGAUGCUGGAGGACAAGUACAGCUACCUGAAGGAGAUACCUCAGUCUCCAUUGGAGGACCGAAGAUUGGAGGAGGUGUAGGUGUUGAAUUUGACGGCGAAGCAUCUAAACCCAACAUAGACAUGUCAGGUAAAGUUCCAGAUGCAUCAAUUGGAGGAAGUGUCGAUGCUCCUGAUAUUAACGUCAGUUUGUCUGGUAGCGGCAAAAAAAAGAGCCCCAAAAAGAAAGGUGGAGGAUUUCACAUGCCAUCAUUUGGCUUUGGCUUCAAAGGAAAGAGAGAUGGAAGCAGCAGCUCCAGUGAUUCAGAAUCUGAUGAUGGCAAGGGUGGAAUUGGCCUGAGAGGUGGCAUCAAAGGUCCAAAAGUCAAAGGUGAUGCUGGAGGGAAACUGAAAGGUCCAGAAAUAUCGGGUGAUUUAGAAGGACCAGAUGUAGAUGUGAGGGGUGGUGCUGGCAUUGACAUCAAUGUGGCAGGUGGGAUUGAUACUUCAAAAGGAGAUGCUGGUUGGAAACUGAAAGGCCCAGAUAUGUCAAGAGACAUGAAAGGACCAAAUGCUGAUGUGAAGGGCGGUGCCGGCUUCGGCAUUGGUGUGUCAGGUGGCAUUGAUGCCCCCAAAGGUGAUGCAGAUAUAAGCCUACCAAAAGCUUCUGUUGACAUUGCAGGCCCAGACCUUGGUGGGGUGAGCAAAUCCUUGGACAUAGAUGUCAAAGCUUCAAAACCAGAUGCUGCUAUUUCUGUUGAUCUUCCAAGUGGAAAGCUUUCAGGAGAUGUUGGUGUAGGCGGAGAUAUUGAUGCCGAUUUUGACUUGGGAGGCAAACGUAAAGGAUCUGGAAAGAAAAAGGGCCGAUUCCACAUGCCCUCAAUCAACAUGCCCUCCAUACACUUGCCAAAGGGUAAAGGCAAAGGACAUGGUGAUGUCGACAUAGAUGGAGAACUCAAGAUUGAAGGGGAUGUAAAAGGUCCAAAGGUAUCUGGUCCUGAUGUUGGCUUGAAUAUUGGUGGAGGUGCUGGAGGAAAAGUAGAGCUACCUGAAGGAGAUGCCACAGUCUCCAUUGGAGGACCGAAGACUGGAGGAGGUGUAGGUCUUGACAUUGAUGGCAAAGCAUCUAAACCCGACAUACAUGUAUCAGAUAAAGGUCCAGAUGCAUCGAUUGGAGGAAUUGUCAAUGCUCCUGAUGUUGAUGUAAAUUUGUCUCUUAGUGGCAAAAAGAAGAGCCCGAAAAAGAAAAAAGGUGGAGGAUUUCAUUUGCCAUCAUUUGGUUUUGGUUUCAAAGGAAAGGGGGAUGGAAGUAGCUCCAGUGAUUCAGAAUCUGAUGAUGGCAAGGGAGGCACUGGCUUGAAAGGUGGCAUCAAAGGCCCAAAAGUGAAAGGUAGUGCUGGUGGGAAAGUAAAAGGCCCAAAUAUUUCUGGAGACUUGAAAGGUCCAGAUGUUGAUGUGAAGGGUGGUGCCGGCUUUGGCAUUGGCGUGUCAGGUGGCAUUGAUACCCCCAAAGGUGAUGCAGAUGUAGAUACAAGCCUACCGAAGGUUUCUGUUGACAUACCUAGCCCAGACUUUGGAGUGAGCAAAUCCUUAGAUGUAGAUGUCAAAACUUCAAAACCAGAUGCUGAUGUUUCUGUUGAUGUUCCAAGUGGAAAGCUUUCUGGAGAUGUUGAUGUAGGUGGAGAUAUUGAUGCCGAUUUUAACUUGGGAGGCAAACGUAAAGGAUCUGGAAAGAAAAAGGGUCGAUUCCACAUGCCCUCAAUCAACGUCCCCUCCAUACACUUACCCAAGGGUAAAGGCAAAGGACAUGGUGAUGUCGACAUAGAUGGAGAACUCAAGAUCGAAGGGGAUGUAAAAGGUCCAAAGGUAUCUGGUCCUGAUGUUGACUUGAAUGUUGGUGGAGAUGCUGGAGGUAAAGUAGAAAUACCUGAAGGAGAUGCCGCAGUCUCCAUUGGAGGACCGAAGAUUGGAGGAGGUGUAGGUGUUGAAUUUGAUGGCAAAGCUUCUGAACCUGACAUUGACAUGUCAGGUAAAAUUCCAGUUGCAUCUAUAGGAGGAAGUGUCGAUGCUCCUGGUAUUGAUGUCAGUUUGUCUGGUAGCGGCAAAAAGAAGAGCCCCAAAAAGAAAACAGGUGGAGGAUUUCACAUGCCAUCAUUUGGCUUUGGCUUCAAAGGAAAGAGAGAUGGAAGCAGCAGCUCCAGUGAUUCAGAAUCUGAUGAUGGCAAGGGUGGAAUUGGCCUGAGAGGUGGCAUCAAAGGUCCAAAAGUCAAAGGUGAUGCUGGAGGGAAACUGAAAGGUCCAGAAAUAUCGGGUGAUUUAGAAGGACCAGAUGUAGAUGUGAGGGGUGGUGCUGGCAUUGACAUCAAUGUGGCAGGUGGGAUUGAUACUUCAAAAGGAGAUGCUGGUUGGAAACUGAAAGGCCCAGAUAUGUCAGGAGACAUGAAAGGACCAAAUGCUGAUGUGAAGGGCGGUGCUGGCUUCGGCAUCGAUGUGUCAGGUGGCAUUGAUGCCCCCAAAGGUGAUGCAGAUAUAAGCCUACCAAAAGCUUCUGUUGACAUUGCAGGCCCAGACCUUGGUGGGGUGAGCAAAUCCUUGGACUUGGAUGUUAAAGCUUCGAAACCAGAUGCUGAUAUUUCUGUUGAUCUUCCAAGCGGAAAGAUUUCAGAUGUUGAUGUGGGUGGAGAUAUUGAUGCCGAUUUUGACUUGGGGGGCAAACGUAAAGGAUCUGGGAAGAAAAAGGGCCGAUUCCACAUGCCCUCAAUCAACGUCCCCUCCAUACACUUACCCAAGGGUAAAGGCAAAGGACAUGGUGAUGUCGACGUAGAUGGAGAACUCAAGAUCGAAGGGGAUGUAAAAGGUCCAAAGGUAUCUGGUCCUGAUGUUGACUUGAAUAUUGGUGGAGGUGCUGGAGGAAAAGUAGAACUGCCUGAAGGAGAUGCCUCACUUUCCAUCGAAGGUCCGAAGAUUGGAGGUGUAGGUGUUGACAUUGAUGGCAAAGCAUCUAAACCUGACAUAGACAUGUCAGGUAAAGGUCCAGAUGCAUCUAUAGGAGGAAGUGUCAAUAUUCCUGAAGUUGAUGUCAGUUUGUCUGCUAGCGGCAAAAAGAAGAGCCCCAAAAAGAAAAAAGGUGGAGGAUUUCACAUGCCAUCAUUUGGCUUUGGCUUUAAAGGAAAGGGAGACGGAAGCAGCUCUAGUGAUUCGGAGUCUGAUGAUGGCAAGGGAGGCAUUGGCCUGAGAGGUGGCAUCAAGGGGCCAAAAGUCAAAGGUGAUGCUGGAGGGAAACUGAAAGGUCCAGAAAUAUCUGGAGAUGUUCAAGGCCCAGAUGUAGACAAGAAGGGUGGUGCUGGCAUUGGUAUCGGUGUGUCUGGUAGCAUUGAUGUCCCUAAAAGUGGUGCAGAAGUAGAUGUAAACCUACCAAAGACUUCUAUCAACAUUGAAGGCCCUGACCUAGGGGGAGUGGCAAAGGCUUUAGAUGUUGACGUUAAGACUCCAAAACCUGAAGGUGGAGUUUCAGUUGAUCUACCAAGUGGUAAACUCUCUAGCCCUGAUGCUUCCUUAAAUGUUGAAACACCAGAUGCAUCCCUUGAUGCUGAGAUUGAUGGCAACAUUAGUUUUGGUGGAAAAGGUAAAGGAUCUGGCAAAAAGAAGAAAGGUUUUCACAUGCCAUCUUUUGGGUUACCAAAGAUGAAAGGAGGAAAAGGAGACUAUGACCUCAAUCAAGGUGGGAACAUCGAUGUUGGUGCUGAAGGAAAAUUCAAACCUACUGGUGGCAGUGCUGGCGUAUCUCUUGAUGGUGAGUUGGAGGUAAAAAAACCUGAUGCUGACAUUUCAGUGGAUCAGCCAAGUGGACCAAGUGUUAAAGCAGACUUUGAUGGCAAAGCUGACAUAGACUUGCACAGAGAUGAUAAAAAGAGAGGGUCUGGGAAACGGGGCAGCUUUGGCAUGCCUUCUAUACACUUUGGCAAGUCUAAACAUAAAGUCUCUGGAGAUGCAGAUGAAAAUGUUGAUGCCUCGCCACCAAAGGUGUCAGGAAGUGUAGAUGUAAAGGGGAAAGGCAGCCCAAAGAAAAAGAAGGGCAAAUUUGGAUUUGGCUUAGGUGGUAAAAAGGAUGGAGGACUGGAUGUGAGUGCAGGUGGCGAUAUUGUUACCCCAAGUGUUGACAUUGAGGCAAAAGCUGCAAAACCUGAUGCCUCAAUCUCAGAUGGUGGGACCAUUAGUGGUGUUGAUGUUGCAGCACCCAAACCUGAUGGAUCCUUCUUUGCAGGUGGAGAUAUUGGUGGAGGAGUUGAUGGAGAUGAAAGACUACAUGCAAAUGUGGCAGUACCAAAACCAGAUGUUUCUCUGGGUGGAGGAAUAGACAUAAGUGGUGGAGAUGGAAAAAUUAAAGUUCCGGAUGUUGGAUUAAAUAUUGACAAGAAGGGAAAACCAAAAAAGCCAAAAGGGAAGAAGAAAGGAGGCUUUAGUUUUGGAUUUGGAGGAAAGGGAGAUGGGACUUCAAGCAGCAGUUCCAGUUCCUCAGAAUCAGACCAAGAAGGAAAAGGUGGUUUUAAAGUCAAAAUGCCAAGUUUUGGAUUUUCAGGCAAGCCAAAAGCACCUGGUGUUUCUGUAGAAGGAGGAAUUGCUGGAGAUAUCACUGGUUCUGGAGAUGGGAACAUUGGUUUGGAUGUUGACAGGCCUGAAGUCCCUGCAGUAGUUGGAAAUAUAGAUGGUGGCCAUGCUGAUAGCAUCGGCAUUGGUGGAGACGUUGGAAGUGGAAAAAUUGGUGUGGACGUCUCAACACCUAAGCCGGAUGCCUCACUAUCAGUAGAUGGAGGACUUGAUGGAAGGGGAGGUGUUGGUGGAGGAUUUGGUCUUGGUGGGGGGCUUGGUGGAUUUGGAGAUGGAAAGGUGGAUAUCAAUGUCUCGGCACCCAAGCCAGAUACCUCAUUCUCCGUAGGAGGACUAAAUGGAAGUGGGAGUGUUGGAGGAGGUAUUGGUGGAGGCCUCGGUGGAAUUGGAGAUCAAAAAGUGGAUAUAGAUGUCUCAGCACCUAAACCAGAUGCCUCAUUCUCAGUAGGAGGACUAAAUGGAAGUGGGAGUGUUGGAGGAGGUAUUGGUGGAAGCCUCAGUGGAAUUGGAGAUCAAAAAGUGGAUGUAGAUGUUUCAGCACCUAAACCAGAUGCCACAUUCUCAGUAGGCGGAGGACUUGGUCUUGGUGGGGGUCUUGGUGGAACUGGAAAUGGAAAACUGGAUGUGGAUGCCUCUGCACCAAAACCAGAUGCCUCAUUCUCGGUAGGUGGAGGACUAGAUGGAAGUGGGAAUGUUGGCGGAGGACUUGGUCUUGGUGGGGGCCUUGGUGGAAUUGGAGAUAGUAAAGCGGACGUAAAUGUCUCAGCACCUAAACCAGAUGCUUCACUUACAGUAGAGGGAGGUAAGGGUGUUGCCGGAGGGCUUGGCGGGAGCUUUGGAGGAGGUAUUGGUGCAGGCCUCAGCGGAAUUGGAGAUGGAAAACUGGGUGUAGAUGUCUCGAUACCUAAACCAGAUGCCUCACUGUCGGUAGACGGAGGACUAGAUGGAAGUGGGAAUGUUGGUGGAGGACUUGGACUUGGUGAGGGCCUUGGUGGGGGCCUUGGUGGAAUUGGAGAUGGUAAAGUGAACGUAGAUGUCUCAACACCGAAACCAGAUAUCUCACUUACAGAAGAGGGAGGUAAGGGUGUUGGCAGAGGACUUGGAGGAGGUAUUGGUGGGGGCCUUGGCGGAGGUAUUGGUGGAGACCUCGGCGGAAUUGGAGAUGGAAAAGUGGAUGUGGAUGUCUCAGCACCUACACCAGAUGCCUCACUCUCAGUAGGUGGACUAGGUGGUGGAGGCAUUGGUCUUGGCGGAGGCCUUGGUGGUAUUGGAGAUGGAAAACUUAAUGUAGAUGUUUCAGCACCUGAUCCCCAAGGUUCACUCUCUCUUACUGGACCUGAUGUAAGUGGAGAUGGCAUCGCCAGUUUUGGUGGAGGCAUUGGUGGUGGUGCUGGUGGAAGCUUUGGAGUUGGAGAUAUUGAUGUGGAUGCUCAAGUUCCAAAGCCAGACGGAUCAUUGGCUAUAGGUGGAGAGCAGAAUUUGGGUGGUGGCAGAUUUGGUGGAGGUUUUGAAGGUGAUGUAGUUAAACCUGAAGCUGAUAUCAGUGCAAAAGCAACUAAACCAGGGUUCAUUUCAUCUGGUGGAGGUUUUGGUGGAGGUCUUGAAAUUGGAGGUGAUGUAAAAGGUGGCGUAGGUGGAGAUGUUGAUGGAUCUUUUGACGUAGCAAAGCCUGAUGUUGGUGGGAAUCUUGAUGGAAGUGGUAGUCUAUCCCUUGGUGGAAGCCUUGAUACAGGUGGAGGUGGGGAUGGCAAGAUAGAAUGCCAAAUACCAGAUGUUGGAUUGAAGCUUGGCAAGAAAGGGAAACCCAGAAAACCCAAGGGAAAAAAGAAAGGAGGGUUUGGUUUUGGAUUUGGGAGAAAGGAUGAGAAAUCAAGCAGCAGUUCAAGCAGCAGUUCAUCUAGUUCUUCAGAGUCUGAUGGUGAGGGUAAGGAAGGAUUUAAAAUCAAAUUGCCUUCAUUUGGAUUUUCAAGCAAAGCCAAAGGACCUGAUGAUGUAGCUGCUGAUGGAAAACUUGAAUUGAAUGUUGAAGCCCCCAAACCAAGUGGUUCAAUUUCUGUAGGCGGAGGUUUGGAUGCAGGUGGUGACAUUGGUGGAGGCCUUGGAGGAGGUAUUGGUGGAAUUGGAGAUGAAAAAAUAGAUGUUGAUGCUGCAGCCCCCGAACCAGAUGGCUCAAUUUCUGUAGGUGGAGGACUGGAUGCAGGUGCUGAAAUUGGUGGAGGCCUUGGAGGAGGUAUUGGUGGAAUUGGAGAUGGGAAAAUAGAUAUGGAUGCUUCAGCCCCCAAACCAGAUGGUUCAAUUUCUGUAGGCGGAGGACUGAAUGCAGGUGGUGACAUUGGUGGAGGCCUUGGAGGAGGUAUUGGUGGAAUUGGAGAAGGGAAAAUAGAUGUAGAUGUCGCAGCCCCCCAACAAGAUGCUUCACUCUCUGUAGGUGGAGGACUGGGUGUAGGUGGUAUCGGUAGAGGCCUUGGAGGAGAUAUUGGUGGAAAUGGAGACAGAAGAAUAGAUGUAGACAUUGUAUCUCCCAAACCAGGACUGGAUGUAGGUGGUGAUGUAAGUGGGGGAUUUGGAUUUGGUGGAGGUCUUGGAGGAGGAGUUGCUUCAGCACUUGGCGGAAUUGUUGAUGGGAAGGUAGACGUUGCAGCACCAGAACCAGUGGGUUCACUAUCUGUAGGUGGAGUGGAUGUGGACACUGGAGAUGUUAGUGGAGGACUAGAGAUUGGUGGAGGCCUAGGAGGUAGUAUAGGUGGCUUUGGGGAUGGAAAAAUUGAUGUAGAUGUUUCAGCUCCCAAGCCAGAAGGUUUAUUGUCCACAGGUGGGGGACUUGAUGUAACUGGUGAUGUAGGUGGAACUAGAGAUGGAAGAAUUGGUGUGGAUGUUGAUGUACCGAAGCCUGAUGGUUCACUUUCUGUGGGCGGACUAGACAUUGGCAGUGCCAGCCUUGGUGGAAGCAGUGGAGGACUCAGUGGGGAUGGAGUGCAACCUGAUGUUCCAUCUGUGGCUGGAGGAUUUGGCAUUGGUGGUGGUUCGGAUGGAAGAAUUGGAGCUGAUCUUAGUGCAGGGUUUGGCAGUGAUGUUAUUAAGCCCAAAGUUGACCUGGAUGUUAAAGCAGCUAAACCAGAGGGUUCGUUAGGUGGAGAUAUGGGUGGUGCUGUGAGUGGUGGCCUUGAUAUUAGCGGUGGUCUUAGUGGAGAUGUUGACACUAAUGUUGGUGCUACAAAACCAGAUGUGUCAUCAGGGGGUGAUGCAGGUGUUGAUUUAUCUGGCUCAGCGAAUGUGGACAUACCUAAAGUCUCUGGUUCUGCUGGUGGUAAAGCAAAGCGGAAGAAGAGAGGAAAGGGCAAGAAGAAAAAGGAGAGUGAGGGAUCAUCUGUUGAUGGUGGUGUUUCUGUGGAUCUACCAAGUGCAGACAUUGGAAUAGGGGGUGGAGUUGGCGGUGAAGUUGAUGUCGACAAAGCUGCUUCUGGAGGACUUUCGGUUAAACUGCCAGAAAUGUCGGGCUCAGUAGCAGGCAAAGCUGAUGUCGAUGUCAAAGCAGAAGGAAAGGCCCGCCCAAAAAAGAAAAAGAAGGAAAAGAAAGGAUUCUUCAGUUCAAUAGGUUUUUCCAAAGAUUCAAGUUCCAGCUCCAGCUCCAGCUCCAGCUCCAGCUCUAGCUCAUCCUCAGACUCUGAUGAAGGCAUUGGCUCCAAAAUUAUGUCAACAUUGGGAUUUGGCAAAAAGGACUCAAGUGACUCUGACAAUCCCAAUUCAAACAACAACAACAGCAACACACAGCAGCAAGAGACGGAGUCGAGGCACAGUAUUGUAGAACUCAAUGUGAACAAUAAUGCAAAUGGAGAUGAUGCAGAUGAUUUGGCGGCACAUGCCAAAGAACAUUCCCACUCCAAGGAAAAGAAGUCUUUGGGGAAGUUUUUCAGCCGCAGAGCUCGUCAACACAUUGUACAAAUACCAGAUGAAGGCAAUGCUGAUGAAGACUUAGGACCCCGUGCUGAACACCCAUCACACUCCAGUAGGUCUGAUGUAAAUGAUGUUAACCGCAUGUCGUCCAACAGGGGUGACAGACUGCAUGCACACCACACGCAACAGAAAAAAAUGUCAAAAUCUGAGAGCCAGAGGGAGGGCAAGGUGGGAACAUUAGGCAAGCUGUUCGGGAAGAAAAAGACCAAGAAAGGCACAGAAAUCCCUCAAGAAACUUGGGAUAUUUCUCCACCAGCAAGAGUCAGUAGAUGUGAUAGUGUUUCUGCAAAAAGCCCUGAAGGUGUAGAUAUAUCUGUUAGCAAUAGCAGUCCUGUUGCUUACUCCCCUGCAGAAUUUUUGCCAGGGCCUAGGGUUUCAGUUGACAGUAACUCUUCAAAUUCGUCUAGGUCUGGUACCAAAAAACGGGCAGCCCCGCCCCCGCCCUCCAUAAAAAUUUCACCUCAAGAACACUUACUAAAAGGUGAUGUCCCUGGGUCUCCAGUGUCUGAGCAUUCUUUAAAAUCAUUUUCAUCUUCAUCUUCGAUAGAAGUGCCUCCAGUUCAUGGUAGAAAAGCUUUCACCUCCACCCAACCUUUUGAAUCAAAAGACAAAAGGCACAGCACAUUUUCAUUGCCAGACAUGUACUCCCACAAAAAAGAUACCCAUGGCCAAGCUGCCUCACUUGAAGGAAGUCGGGGCCCACUUCUUUUAUCCCAAAUGUCUAACAUUUCCACGUCUAGCCUUCUGGCUGAGCGUGGUAUCAUGUAUUCAAGUAUUGAAGACCUGAACAAAGUUGCAGAAGCAGUCAAGGAGAUGCCACUACCACCAGGAGCUCCCCCUCCAAAACCAAAGCGCUCUGCAUCACCCAGGAUUGUUGAAGAAUUGGAGGCAAACCGAAAGAAGCCUCUUUUCCCCACGGAAGGAGAGUGUGUGGAUGAAAGCAGCAUGGAAACCGAACAGGAGACAUCCGUGUCUGAGCAAAUUCAGUUAGAGAAUGCAUCUCUUUCCAAUGAGACAGCUGAUCCAAAAGUAAUUGACAAAUCAUGUGAGGAUAAUCCUCAAACUAAGGAGGAACCCUCUAAACUGUCACCCAAAGAGGAAGAACAAAUGACAAAGUUCAAGCAAAUUUAUCUGUUUGAUUCAGACAUUAUGUUUGCACCCCACAUGCAAACAGCAGACUCUGAAAAUGGCACUGAAGGUAUUGGUGAUAAAAAAAUGGAAGACUCUCCAAGUCUACCUACUAGCAGCAUUUCAGUGGAAGCAUGCAGUGAGCCACAAGAAAACAUUUUAUCCUUAGAGCGGAAGCCCUCGCAGUCACCGUCUACAGAUCUCUUCUGUGAAGAUACCCCUACUGAGGAUCCAGAAAAACUCAAACAGUACAUUGAUAAUGAUGAUAUUCCUUUCUCAGAAAAUGAUUUGCCCUCAGGGCACUCCCACAGAGAGCCACCAGUGAUCCCCGACCUUUCAGUAGUCAGGCAAAUGGCUAAGGAGGCUAUUCUAUCCAAUCAUGAGAAGUCUUCUGAAAUUAAAGCAAUCCUCAAGAGAUCCAUGGCACGGAUGAUGGGGGUCGAUUUCCCUAUCAAGUCAAGUUCUGGAACAACUGUUGAGGGGGAGACUUUCAGAGAGGAGCAGAAAGACAUUGAAAGUCAUUAUGACUCAAAUGGAGCGGAAGAAGGGUACCCAUCUUCUUCCGAUAUUUUGGACAAGUCGACUUGCAUUGUUGAACUGCCCCAUGAUGGUGAAAAUGUCUCAUCUGUCGAAGUAACUGAGACCCUAUUGGACAAUACUUCUAGCAGAUGUAGAGAGGAAGAGAGUGAUUCGGACAGAUUAAGAUCAUCCUGGGUAGCAGAAGAUGAAGCAGAUGCUGUGGAACAGCAGGCAAAACAAGAAAAAGUGGAGAGAGAAGCUGAUGAAAUUAAAACUUCAAAAAAGGGUGAAAGUGAACAUAGCCCAGCUGAGUUUGCUGAAAUUAAAACAGCCACUAAUAAAAUUGAAGAUCACCAUGUUGACAAACUUAAAGAUCAAAAUGCAAAUACAGAAAAGACACUUCAGAAUGAAACAGAUAGAAAGACGGACAAGCCUCUGACCAGGUCAAAUUCGUUGCAAAAGAAGAAAAGUUGUGAUCAUGUGGUGUCUAAAUCAUUUAAUGCAGUGUCAAGAUCCAAAUCAUUUGGUGCAGUAGAGUGGAAAGAGGUUGUAGAAAGAGAUUAUGUAUCCGGGGGAAAUAAAGGAAAGUCUUUUGAUUUUGAAAGGUCAGAUGCUAAGGAUGAGCUUGAAAAACUGGCUUCAUUAAGUGUUGUGAAGGUUAUUCGGAAUAGGUUUGGUGGUGCGUUGUCUGGGGGCAGUGCUCAAAAACAGUCUGAUAAGCCAAGGAAGCAAAUCUCAGAACACCAAGCUGUACAAAGUUCAGCUGAUUCAGAUAAGGAAAAUCUGGAGUUCCUCCAAGCCCAGACUAAAAUGAGGAAGGUAAACAUUCCUGGCAGAACUUCGAUCUCAGAAACAAAAGAAAACCUCAACAAACCUCUUGAGGAAAGCACUACACACAGGGACAUUGCAUCACAGUUUAUCACCUCGACCAAAAGAGAUGACAAAGAGAACCUUGAGUUCUUGAAAGUGCAGACAAAACUGCGAAAAGUUGUUCUUCCUGAAAAGGCUGGGAUAGUGGAGCGGGAUCAAGCCUCGAGUCAGCUUGAAGUGGAAAACACACAUGCACAAGCAGUAUCCAAGUUUCCGUCACCACAGAAGCCAACACAAUCUCAGGCACCACUAACUUUUGCAGGUGUGGGUCGUGUUUUGUAUCAGAGCAAAGCAAUGACAUGGAAGAAGUCGACAGAAAGACUACCAAAGAAAGAGGAAGUUCCCAUCAAAAAGAAGGUUGAAGAUGAUGAUAAUCCAAUAAUAGCAAGUGUUAGUUCCUGGAAGGAAAAGCGGGCAAGGAAGAAGAGUACAGCUGCUGAUGAAUUUGAAGCAAGUCAGGAGAAGUUUGAGAAAGAACAGUCUAAAUCUGAGAAAGUGCAGUUGCUUGUCCAGGGUAAACCAAUAGAGCAUAUUCAUAUUAAAGAGACAGAAGUCCACCUCCCUGACAACCAACAGCAGCCAUUAAUGCCAGUACUGCAAGGUGUUGAUCUUCAUUCCCAGCAAAUGGAGCACUCUAGCAAACUUGAAGAAAAAGAUGUUGGUUUGGACAUAGGGAAAUCUGCAUGGCAAGAGCUGGAUGAUAACCCAUUUGAUGAACCACCAGCAUCAAUCAUUUCAACUGAGCAGAACAGAGAUCAGAAUGAGUUAAACAAAGCUGUAGUACCAGAAAUUGCUGUGAAACCUGAAGUUGAAAAGAAAAAGGAAAUGCAGCAACAGGUUACUGUACAAAAUGAGAACUCAAAACGAACAGAAUUAGGAGAUGAGGAAACAUACAUGAGACGUCGCAGAGAGGUCCGUGAAAGAACCAGAAACCUGCUCGCUAAAAUAAAGGUUACUAAAGCAUUACAGUCGCCUUCCGCAAGUGUUCAAACAUUCAGUGAUGAUACAGAAGUUCACCGAAGAGGGCAUGAUGAGGCAGUAAAAAUAAGGGAACACCGACGCCAUAUCAAAUCCACACCGAACAUUGAUGAAAGUUGGGGAAUGUUUGAAGGGUUGCCCAAGAAAUCUGAUGCUCAGCCAGAAAUCGGACCAGAAUCUCCAGACAGUCUGACUCAAGGUGUGGUUCUGAAAAAUGUAGAUGAAAAGGACAAAGUAAAUUCAGACAAAGCAGUCAAACAAUCGCCAACUCAGCAGCGAGUUACUAGAAAGGUUAAACGGAAGGCAUAUGCUCGCAGACCGGUUAGUGGGGAUCAUGACAGGCAUUCUGAAAGUUCUUCGGAAGGCCUUUCUGAAGAUGAAACUCCCAGACGACAGCACUUUAGUGGUCGUUUGGACUCUGGUUUUUCAGAUAUGGCAUCCCACUCUGAGAUUGACAGACACAGCCUCCCAUACAAAAGCCACCCAAGAAAAACAGUGGCAAAACCAAAACAGUCAAGCCCUCGAACGAGCCCCAAAGUCCACCCACAGAUGGGAGUGGUUGAUGAAUCAUCUUCAAAACAAGUUGCGGAGACUCCAACUGAUAUUAAAAAUGUCACAAUGCUGGACACAACAGAGCUGCAGAGAAUUAUCAUACAUCAGCAGGAAGAGAUGCAGCUCCUUCGUCAACAGAUGCAGGCGACUCAGCUGCAGGCGGCUCAGCUACAGGCCACUCAGUUACCGGCCACACAAAUGCAGAUGCAGCCAUCAUCUUUUCCAAUCACCAGUCAGUCCCAAUCUGGAAACUUAGGGCCUAUGAAUGUAACAGCCCCUCGUGUUCCCUCUGUGCCCUUCAUGUACUCUCACCCUAACAUGAUGAUGCCUGCCGUGCAGCAGCCAAUGUAUUAUCUACCCCAGGGGAUGCAGCCCCCUGGGGUGGGGAUGCAAGGUCCCGGUGUGCAGAUGCCAGGGGUUCUUCCAAUGGGCAACUUCUCACCCUAUGCACCUUUUCCUGUACAGGGGAUGUUACCGAUGCAGGCACAGCUGCCAACUAUGGGUGUGCAAGUACAAGGUAGUGUGACUCAGUAUCCUGCCACCAGCCACUUGCCGACAAUGACAACAACCGGGGGUCUGUACAGUACACUGGGCACACCUGAGCAGAAACACAGCGAGUAG